Molecule: messenger RNA, 399 nt
Organism: Necator americanus (New World hookworm)
Lineage: Eukaryota; Metazoa; Nematoda; Chromadorea; Rhabditida; Ancylostomatidae
Exons: 2
Coding region: 1-399 (132 amino acids)
Source: RefSeq, a predicted model, not a curated record
AUGGCGAUCUGUGCUUAUAACGCACGUACGCUUGCAUCGGAAGCGGCCAUCGAAGAUCUGAUAAUGCAAGCCAAGAAGAUCAAGUACGACGUCAUCGGACUGACCGAGACGAGACGACGUCACCCUCUCAACGCCGAGUCACUCGGUGGAGGGUACAGUAAUGAAAUAGACCACAUCAUCGUCAGCAAAAGGUUCUGCCUGACGGACGUCGCUGUUGUGCCGAAGUUUCAUACGGCAUCGGACCAUCGCCUCCUUCGGCGAUCUUCAUUUACGCGGAGAGAAGAGAAACCCGAGAAGUUCAAAGAGCGAAAUCCCAGAACUAUUAUUAACUGGGAUCUCUUCGCUACGUUAGCCGGCUUCUGGGAACAUUCCGCAAUGGACAACAUCGACGAGGAAUAG